Ostertagia ostertagi is the source of this 576-nucleotide messenger RNA. Lineage: Eukaryota; Metazoa; Nematoda; Chromadorea; Rhabditida; Trichostrongylidae. The record is from the annotation of a GenBank genome assembly.
GGAAGACAGUGUGAAUGUAGUAGUGAAUGGAAAUAUGGCGAGCGCAAGAUUUAUCGCCGAUAUCAACUCAACACUGAAUGGCAACACGAUCAGUUUGCGUUUGAAAGUACUGGAAGUGUGGGUCAAAAAAGGAAAAAGAUGGAUAUUGUUCGCACGCCAGGCGAUACGGACGGAGGGUUUGCUACUGGUUCAAUGAUGGGUUCUGGUGGUUUUAUUGUGCUUGAUGAAUCGCAAUGUGUCGUACGUAAUACAUAUACACUGGCCCGUUUUUACCGUCAUGAAAGCUGCGGACAAUGUUCACCCUGCCGCGAAGGAACUGGUUGGAUGGAAAAGAUAUUGUUGAAUAUCGAGAAUGGAAAAGGGAAGAUGAGUGAUAUCGACCUGUUAUGGGAUAUCCAGCGGAAAAUUGAAGGGAAUACCAUUUGCCCACUUGGUGAUGCGGCAGCAUGGCCGGUGGCAGCCGCGAUUAGGCAUUUCAGGGAUGAAUUUGAAUGGCAUAUUACCAAUCCCGAUGAUGCUGUAAAAAGAAAUUAUGGAUUGAUGCACUAUGCAGAUGAAUUAAAAGUAAUGGCUUAA